AUGACAGGUGAUCUGAAGGAUCCGCAGAGAUCGAUCCCCACUGGUACGAUUGCUGCCCAAUUGACCACAUCCUUCGUAUACUUUUCUUUGGCUCUUGUAUUUGGAGCCGCUAUUGACGGUAGUGUCUUGAGAGACAAAAAUGGCCAGUCUAUGGGAGGCUCGAUGAUUGUCGGCGAAUUGUCUUGGCCUAGCUCUUGGGUUUUGCUGGGCGGUUCAUUCCUUUCAACAUUUGGAGCAGCUUUACAAUGCCUAUGUUCUGCUCCUCGUCUUCUCCAAAGUAUUGCCAAAGAUGAUGUGAUACCUAUCCUUAGCCCGUUCAAAAAAGUCACCAAAAAUAACGAACCUUUCCUUGGAUUGAUUAUUACGAUUGUCAUCGCCGAGGCAGCUAUCCUUUUGGGUGCUAUGGACAGUAUCGCCGCUGUUGUAGACUUCUUCUUUUUGAUGUGCUACGCUUUUGUCAACAUCAUCUGCACCAUGCAUUCCCUGCUCGGUGCUCCCAACUGGCGUCCUCGCUUCCAGUAUUACCACUGGUCUCUUUCCCUUCUUGGUGCUGUGCUAUGCUUCUUCAUCAUGUUCUCUACCCAUUGGGAUUAUGCUCUCGUUUCAAUCUUCCUUUGCCUUCUUAUUUACAAAUACGUCGAGUGGAAAGGUGCCAAGAAGGAAUGGGGUGAUGGUAUCAGAGGUUUGGCUCUUACCACCGCUCAGUAUUCACUUAUGAAAAUCGAAGAAAAAGACCCUCAUCCAAAGAAUUGGCGCCCUCAACUGCUACUUAUUCUUUCAAUGCCCUGGGCAAAGGAAUUGGUUGACGUGAGAUAUCUGAACCUUUUGAAUCUGGCAUCUCAACUCAAAGCAGGAAAGGGAUUGACCAUUGUCACUUCAUUCAUCAGAGGAUCUGUUACAAGCCCCGACGAUAGAAAACGUGCUGAACAG
Molecule: messenger RNA, 930 nt
Organism: Cylicostephanus goldi
Lineage: Eukaryota; Metazoa; Nematoda; Chromadorea; Rhabditida; Strongylidae
Source: the annotation of a GenBank genome assembly